CUUAACGGCUUCCCGUCGGCUACGUAUCAUCCCCGGAAGAUUUUACCUUUCUCCUGACACGUAGCAACCGCAACCAAGUUGUUAGGGUUCUGGGUAGAUUUGUCAAACAUCACAGAGUGAGAGAUGGCAGGGUUUGACAAUUUCAACACAGACUUUUACCAGUCCAGCUACAGUGUAGAUGACCAAAGCCAGGGCGGCUAUGGCUACAGCAACGCUGAAAACUACAAUAAGCCAUACGGUCAGUAUGACUACUCCCAGCCCAUGGACUACUCUUCCCCAGGGAUGAUGCAACCCCAGCAGCCAUACACAGGACAAAUCUUCCAGCCCACACAAACCUACACCCCAUCCCCAUCACAAUCUAUGUAUAGUAGCAGCUUCGAUGAUGAGCCACCACUGCUAGAAGAAUUAGGAAUCAACUUUGACCACAUCUGGCAGAAGACUCUGACGGUGCUCCAUCCGCUAAAGGCAGCAGACGGCAGCAUCAUGAAUGAGACAGACCUGGCUGGCCCCAUGGUCUUCUGUUUGGCAUUCGGAGCAACACUUCUCCUGUCGGGUAAGAUCCAGUUUGGCUACGUGUACGGUAUCAGUGCAAUUGGCUGCCUUGGCAUGUACUGCCUACUCAAUCUAAUGAGUAUGACGGGCGUCUCCUUCGGCUGUGUGGCCAGCGUGCUGGGAUACUGCCUCCUCCCUAUGAUCCUCCUCUCCAGCUUUGGAGUCCUCUUGUCUUUACAGGGCAUGAUUGGAAUUAUACUAACGGCAGCAAUCAUUGGCUGGUGCAGUUUGUCAGCCUCAAAGAUCUUCAUCUCGGCGUUGGCCAUGGAUGGACAGCAGCUGUUGGUUGCUUACCCCUGCGCUCUCUUGUACGGGGUCUUUGCACUCAUCUCUGUCUUCUAAAAAAAAAAAAAAAUAAGAUAACAAAUUAGAUAACUGCCUCCCCCCAGUUUGUGUAAUUUCAGUGUAUUGGCUAAUAACACUGUUAUUACAGAAAAUCAGAGCUCCUGUCUAAAUCGGCACCAAUUUUUUGUUGUUUAAUAAACCUCCACCUCUCACUACAUUCGGACAUGACCAUCUGCAGGCUGGAGUGUAGUGUCUCGUCUGUAACGUCUUCUCUCCACCUUGCACCCCCUCAUACAUUUAAAGGAGAGGACUGUCAAAUAACCUGGUGAAAAAUAACUCCUGUGGACCAAGUUGAGCCUUAAAUGGCAUAGUACAGUCAUGAAUUUUAAUGACACGAAGGGGAAGGAAGCGAGCAACUAGUUCACACAAGGGGGAGAAUUAAUUUGAACACAGAUGUGAAAAGGUUCUAAAUUUCCAAGAAGGGCCGAUAACCAACCCUCAGCAAAUGCUGCAGCCCCAUCUGGAGCCAGUGGAUACGCCACGUAUCAUGAUUUUUGCAAAAGCUGUUGCAAACCAGUAGAUUCUACAGCUGCAAGACUAAAGGAAACACCCACUUUCCUACAGUAUACUAGAAGACUACAGUAGCUCAUCCUACUUCUCCACAGAAACGGUAGAGGAAAAUGGGGGUCUGCACCUCGGCCUUCUUUUCUCCAGGGCCAUGGAUCUCAUCAUUUGCUCAUCACAGCAGUGAUCUGAUAUUUGAUGUAAGAACAUGUAAUAAAACUGUAUUGUUUUAUUAUAUUCUCUUAAAAAUUCAUUUGAGUUUUGAUGCCUUUCAAGAAGACAAAAAUACAUUUUGCACAAAAGCAUUGUUAUCAUUUUUAAAACCAAACGAAUUUGAUAAGACAUUGAGAAUUAAUGGUCUGAGAGAUACUGUACUGUGUAGGUACAAACAUGCCUCCAUAGGUUGUUGCUAUACUUUGCAUGCUUUCUUAAAUCUCACUUUGUAUGCUUAUGUGUCAUCUGUUUGUGUCUUCUCAUGCACAUUAAAGUUGUCUUUGAAGGUUA
Micropterus dolomieu (smallmouth bass) is the source of this 1905-nucleotide messenger RNA. RefSeq names its product Yip1 domain family, member 5 (gene yipf5). Gene Ontology annotation, biological process: vesicle fusion with Golgi apparatus; endoplasmic reticulum to Golgi vesicle-mediated transport; regulation of ER to Golgi vesicle-mediated transport. The record is from RefSeq and is a predicted model, not a curated record. Bases 124 to 894 code for a protein of 256 amino acids. The transcript has 6 exons. Gene Ontology annotation, cellular component: trans-Golgi network; membrane. NCBI's taxonomy places the organism in Eukaryota, Metazoa, Chordata, Actinopteri, Centrarchiformes, Centrarchidae.